Molecule: messenger RNA, 978 nt
Organism: Fonsecaea multimorphosa CBS 102226
Lineage: Eukaryota; Fungi; Ascomycota; Eurotiomycetes; Chaetothyriales; Herpotrichiellaceae
Exons: 3
Coding region: 1-978 (325 amino acids)
Source: RefSeq, a predicted model, not a curated record
AUGGCCAAGCUGUUGACAGUUGUGGGAGCCACAGGCACUCAAGGACUGUCCCUGAUCAACGCCGCACUCGCAGAUGGCAGCUACAAGAUCAGGGGCCUGACGCGCAAUCCCAGCAGCGAGAAAGCCGCUGCCUUGGCCAAGCGAGGUGUUGAAGUCGUCAAGGCCGAUAUCAACGACGAGCAAUCGCUGAUCAAAGGCUUUGAAGGCUCGCACGCCAUCUUCGCCAUAACCGAUUUCUUCGAGCCAUUCGUGGCCCACAGUUUCAAUCCCGAAAAGGCGAUUGAAAUCGAGGUCACCCAAGGCAUCAACAUGGCCAGAGCGGCCUCCAAGACCGCUUCUCUAAAACACUACAUCUGGAGCACACUUCCCAACGGCAAGAAGCUGACCGACGGCAAAUAUAUUGUGCCGCACUUUGAAGGCAAGAACCGGAUCGACGACUACAUCCGCUCUGAUAAAGCCUUACUGGCCAAGACCACUUUCUUCUGGAUCACCUGGUAUGGGAAUAACUUUGCCUACCCCAUAUUCACACCGAAUUUCUUGAAAACAGCCAAUACCUACAUCCAACUCUCGCCCGCUCGCCCAGACACGCCCAUCAAAGCCAUCGGCGACCCGCACAAGAACAUCGGGAUAUUCGCCCUGUCCAUCCUCAGACAACCGAACCUCACGUUGCGUCCACAGGGCCGCUUCGUGCUCGCCCACAGCGAAGAUACCACGACCGGAAAACUGCUCAGCGACUGGACUGCCGUCACGGGCAACCCGUCUAAAUACGUCCAGACCUCGCUGGAGGACUUUAGCAACGUCUGGCCGGGUUUCGGGCUGGAGAUGGGCAUCAUGAUGGCCAUGUGGAACGAGUUGAAGGACCGGAGCUGGAGUGGUGAGGAGGGACUGUUGACCUGGGAGGAGCUCGGUAUCAAGCAGAGCGAGUUGGCUAGCGUCAAGGACGCUUACAGGACGAUGGACUGGGAGGCUCUGUUGUAG